AACGUGCCCCAGCUGUUAAGGCACCGCUCGUUGGAGUUAUCUCAAACAACAAAUCAAAUGUCCUCAAUCAUAACUACGUCAGAGUCUCUCAGGUCAUGUGACCGCGAGUAGUUUCAGAGAGGUGCUGUUGCGGUAUGGCCUAGUUUAUGCAGUCUAUGAGUAUGGUCGAGCAAGAGGUGACAGAGACCGGAGGGGUUGUUCAGAGAAUGCUGUCUGUUGUUGGUGUUCCCAGUCUGGUCAGCAGCGUGUGGGGCUACGUGGACACCACAUUAAGGUGGUGCUGGAUCCCCAGCUGGCUGCCGUCAUGGUGUCCCACCUCUCAGAUCCAGCUACAGACCGCAGAGGACAAGAUGCUGCGAUGUGUAGAGAGCACUUUCUCCAAACAGUGCGUCCCCAUCUCCAACGGCAACCGGCUGUGGACCCUGACCUUUCGCAGUGACCGUGUCAAAGACAAAACCCCCAUGGUUCUGCUCCAUGGGUUUGGGGGUGGCGUGGGCCUUUGGGCUCAGAACCUGAAUGCUCUCUCCCAGCGUCGGCCCGUCUUCGCCCUGGACCUGCUGGGCUUCGGACAGAGCAGCAGGCCUCUGUUCUCCACAGACGCUCAGAAGGCAGAGGACCAGUUUGUGGAGUCUAUAGAGCAGUGGAGGGCUAAAGUGGGUCUGGAGUCCAUGAUACUGCUGGGACACAACCUGGGAGGAUACCUGGCUGUUUCAUACGCUAUUAAAUACCCAGGAAGAGUAAAGCACAUAAUGCUGGUGGAGCCCUGGGGUUUCCCUGAGCGCCCGAACACAGUCGAGGCAGACCGUCCCAUCCCGGUAUGGAUCAAAGCCCUCGGGGCCAUGUUCAGUCCCUUCAACCCUCUGGCUGGCCUGAGACUGGUCGGACCGCUGGGUCCCACUCUGGUUCAGACUCUGAGACCCGACUUCAAGAGGAAGUUCUGCUCCAUGUUCAAUGACAAUACUGUGUCAGAGUACAUCUACCACCUGAACGUGCAAACCCCCAGUGGAGAAACAGCUUUUAAGAAUAUGACCGUUCCCUACGGCUGGGCAAAGAGACCAAUGCUGCAGAGGAUGGACCAGCUUCAGCCUGAGAUCCCCAUCACCAUCAUCUACGGAUCCCGCUCCAGCAUAGACAGCAACUCAGGCAGCACCAUCAAAGAGAUGAGGCCACACUCUCAUGUGGAGAUCAUAACGAUCCGUGGAGCCGGCCACUAUGUAUACGCUGACCAGCCAGAGGACUUCAACCACAGAGUUUUACAAGUGUGUGAUAAAGUGGACUGAAGCAGAGACGAGCCUGGUUACUGAACUGUGGAGAAAAAGGGGAGCACCAAUAACUGGCAUCACUUUAGCACUUCCUCAAAGCAGGAAUAAGGAGUGAUUGUACAUAGAAAAUAUUUAAAAGGAGCACUGAUCUGAGUUUGACUAAUGCAUCAUGACACACUGAAGUUCAAAUGUUAUGUCACCUGACCACUGAUUCUGUGAUAUUCUUAGAAAUGUGGUGACUACAGACUCUGAGCUGACAUCACUGAUCAAGUCCCCUUUUUAAUGCAAUUUACCAGCAUUCCUACAAUUAUCAAAUAAUGCCCGUGGGCCAGCAUCACAUGCUUCUUUUACAUUACACUGUGUAGCACACAUACAGUAGGUGGUGCUGCAGCUUCUCGAUCAGUUGAUUGAAGCAUUAGUUACACUGUAUUUUCUCAGACUUGCCGCUCUCAAAUGUAGUGACGAAAGGAGGCAUUUUGAAAUUCAAAUGUUCUGCUGAACACACAACCACAAAUCCUCAGUGUUCCGUGAAUAUACUGUCCACUUGUGGCCUUGAAUAGCUCCUGUAGUCGUCUGAGCCAAACACGCAAAUAUUAUUUAACUCAACUAAUCAAAAGUGUAUUGUUAUCGUACUUCAAGUGAAGAAAAUACUUCAAGUGUGAAAGAUACCCUUAAUUGUGCAUAUUUUUGUUAAGAAAUACAAUAAGACUCAAUAUUUUAGGAGAGUCAUUUCUAAUAUGAUAUGAUAUUUAUUUAGCCACACCUUAAAUUAUAUCACACUGAAACAAUCAAUGUCACUGCAUUCAAAAAGCUCAGUUACAGUGUCAUGUGUUAGGUAUUUCCUGUGUAGCGCUCAACCUGUGGUUUGUGUUUUGUUUUUUUUUCAUUUGAUUCUGAUACAGACAGGAAGCGUUCUCUUUAGUACAUCACUGCAGCCAAUAAUUAUCUAUUUUAUAGCGGCUGUCCUCUGUGCUUGUUUUUGGCUUUUCUUUCUAACUCAAACGUUCAUUUCAAUUGCAUUAAUUGUGAAUGUGAACCCAGAUCAGCUCUAGUCUAAGGUUUUACACUCUGCCCUUGGACUUUUUUCUGUAGCAAUAAGGCUUAAAGGACCAGUGUGUAACAUUUAGGAGGAGCUAUUAGCAGAAAUGGAAUAUAAUAUUUAUAAGUAUGUUUUCAUUAGUGUAGAAUCACCUUAAGAAUCGUUGUGUUUUCGUUUCCUUAGAAUAAGCCGUUUUUAUCUACAGAGAGAGCGGGUCCCCUUCCACGGAGGCCGCCAUGUUGCACAGCCAUGUCUCUACAGUAGCCCAGAACGGACAAACCAAACACUGGCUUUAGAUAGGGACUUUCACGUUUUUGGUGAGUUUCGUGGCCACCGUAGUUUCUCCUACACGCUUGGAAAGGGAGGGUGAGGCGAGCGGUAUUCAAAUGGUUGCAAACUGCAAUUUCACCGCUAGAUGCCACUAAAUCCCACACACUGCUCCUUUAAAGGGGCACUCUACCCAUUUUUCAAAUCAAGUUCAGAUAUACAGUAUGUGCAUGCAUGAUGCUCACAUAUCCACCAACAUUGUCUUCUAAUGUCAUCUUUCCAACUUUGCAGCCAUCUAUAAAAAACAUUCAUGUCUAAAAACAAAUAUAUUAAAGAAGCAAUAAUGGGUUUUUUUCUCCCACUAUCAUCCAUAUCAGAAUGAGAAAUACUUUAUAUACUUAUAUGACAAGACAGACAAGUUGACUGACAAGUUGAAUGUUAUGGUCCAAGGCUGGAUAUUUGUAAUUCGUGUUAUUAUAAAUGUCAAUUAGUGUUUUUUUUUUGUUUUUUUACUUCUGUAACAAAACCCAGAAGUUCCAGUUUCACUUAGUUGUUCUGUAAUGUCUUCUGUGGCUGUGGAGCAACCUUCUGAAGUCUGAAAAGGUCUGCGUUGAGUUUGACCAUUGUUUCUUAAAUCUGUCUCUUGCAAGUCCCCUAAUUUAAUAGAAGUGCAAUACUAAUUCACUGGUGUGCCCCUUUAAGUCAGUAACUGCAUUGUUUCAAUGGAAAUGAAAAUAAUCUACAUAUUAAAGAAAACUGGAAAGUCUGCUGAGCCUCUAUAUAGGAUCAAUGGAAUCUCAUGCCUACCUCUUCUGGUGCUAGUUUGGAACAAAUAUAUUUAGAUUUAUCAAAUGAUUUUUACAUAGUUGAUUUCUUAAUAGAAAUUCUCUAAUGUAAUCUGUGUCUAUAAUAUGAACGGCAUAAACUAAAAAGGGUGUAGGAAGAAACAAGAUGCACGUUGAUGCGUAACUGAAGUGUUUCACAGACGUACUUGGAGAACUGUGUCUGCACAGCAGUUUUAAUUUUGGAGCUGAUUUGUCAUAGGGAAAUAUGUCUUUUGAAUUAUUGUUUAAUACUGUAGUAGAUGUAAAAAUAUUGAGUCGCGCAAAUUAGUUUGCUUCCAAAAAUGUUCCCUCCAGUGAUAGCUCUCCUAUUUCUACCAUAUUUCUAAAUGUAAACACAAAUAAAAAUGUUUGCUAUAGUAUGA
This is a messenger RNA of Siniperca chuatsi (mandarin fish), 3775 nucleotides long. It is a transcript of the gene abhd5a, whose product is annotated as abhydrolase domain containing 5a. Bases 147 to 1280 code for a protein of 377 amino acids. The transcript has 8 exons. Gene Ontology annotation, biological process: negative regulation of triglyceride storage; positive regulation of triglyceride catabolic process. The record is from RefSeq and is a predicted model, not a curated record. Lineage: Eukaryota; Metazoa; Chordata; Actinopteri; Centrarchiformes; Sinipercidae. Gene Ontology annotation, cellular component: lipid droplet.